AUUGAGUAGUUCAGUAGUUAAGCAGUCGCUUGAAACUGGAAUUCGGCAUUCGGCUCAGUUUCUUUGUCUCUUGUUUUCCAGUUGUAGGUGGAGCCACAGUGCCAUGUAAUAUGAACCAUGCAGCCCAAGCAGUGACUCCUCAAGGGGAGUGGGGAAUGUUGUAGACGACACUUGAAACUUUUUUGCUGGUUGCACAGUACACAAUGCUGCAUUGCUCCGUACUUUAGUAAAGUUAUUUAACUCUCCACAAAGGCUGAUGCAGAUUGCCUGUAUCAUUUUAUGGCUGGACUUUCAAGAAAGCCUGAAGUUAAUCCUGAAAACUAUUUAAGUAACAAUGAGCAACUAACUUUAUUUAUUCUUCAAACUUUGGAUUGGGAAUUUAAAACCAAGGAUACGUCAUGUUUGUGAAUUUGCCUAAAAAAAACUAAUUGGAUUGCAAUCUUUUUAUUUAUUUUUAUAUAUUCACAUUGACCCAAAGGUGGCUCUUCAUGUUCCACAGACAGAAGAGCAAAGUGGUCUCGCCCUUUGGGUUAAUCAAGGUUUUUUCUCUUUUUCUCAAUGGGAUCGAAGGAGAUGUUUCCAUUUAGUUUUUUCUUAAUUGCUAAAUGAAUUUGAGAAGGACUGCACGGCGGCAGCGGCAGCAGCAGUAGGUUUUUAUUCGAUGUUUGCGUGCAGAGUGAACUCCACACACUCUCCCUCAAGGCAUUUUGCUUUGGAUCUCUCGAGCUUAAGGUUUAUGAGGAGGGGCCUCUGUUAUGGGGUGUUUUGUUUCUAUGGAAAACGAAAUGAAGUCUUUAGUUACUCAUGACGGAUAAAGCUACAUUACAUUGUCUUUGGAAAGGAGUCCUUGAACUGUUUACAUGCCUAUCAGGAAACAAAGCAAGCAAAAGUAAAGAAAUGAGUCGCCAGACUGCCACAGCACUCCCAACAGGUACGUCGAAGUGUGCUCCAUCACAGAGGGUGCCCGCGCUGCAGGGCACCACAGCUUCCAACAACGACUUGGCCAGUCUCUUUGAGUGUCCUGUCUGUUUUGACUAUGUACUGCCACCCAUUCUUCAGUGCCAGAGUGGGCAUCUGGUUUGCAGCAACUGUCGCCCGAAGCUCACGUGCUGUCCAACGUGUCGAGGCCCGUUGGGCUCCAUUCGGAACUUGGCUAUGGAAAAGGUGGCCAACUCUGUACUGUUUCCUUGUAAAUACGCCUCUUCAGGAUGUGAGAUAACGUUACCACACACGGAGAAAGCAGACCACGAAGAGCUUUGUGAGUUCAGGCCUUAUUCUUGCCCUUGUCCUGGAGCCUCGUGUAAAUGGCAGGGCUCCCUGGAUGCCGUCAUGCCCCAUUUGAUGCACCAACACAAGUCUAUAACAACGUUACAAGGGGAAGACAUUGUCUUUCUGGCCACAGACAUUAAUCUUCCAGGAGCAGUCGACUGGGUUAUGAUGCAGUCCUGUUUUGGGUUCCACUUUAUGUUGGUCUUGGAGAAGCAGGAAAAAUACGAUGGCCACCAGCAGUUCUUUGCUAUCGUCCAGUUGAUUGGAACACGCAAGCAGGCAGAAAACUUUGCCUACCGCCUCGAGCUGAAUGGUCAUCGGCGGCGGCUGACCUGGGAAGCAACGCCUCGCUCAAUCCAUGAGGGGAUCGCCACUGCGAUCAUGAACAGUGACUGUCUGGUUUUUGACACUAGCAUUGCGCAGCUUUUUGCAGAGAAUGGAAAUCUAGGCAUAAACGUUACAAUCUCAAUGUGUUGAUGCUGUGGAUGAAUGUUUGUUUGUUUUGAAGCAAUUCUAACGGUUCUAGUGUAUCACAUUUCAAGUAGAUUCGAGGAAAAGACAUUUAUUGACAUUCACUGCCAAGCGUAACCCCUGUUUUUGUAGAUGGAGGUUUGGGCUCAAGGUUUAAAAUGCUGGCUGCAUCUAGUAACACUAAUGUAAAAAACACCUUUUAUAUAAACCACUGAUACCUACCCCAAAUGGGCAACUUUUGUAAUAAAAUAAGUAAUAAAAAAAAAAAAACAUAAACAAAAGCUUGUAAAUUCUGAAUGAACUUCAGUGUUGUAGAUAGCAUUGUUUUAUUUUUGUUUUCCUUGACCAGCCAAGCUGGGCAGUACCAUUUCAAGUCGCUGUUCCUGUCUGGUAUGUCACACUACAUAGUAUUGCUGCUCUUUGUGUAUUUCUGUGUAUUGAUAUUUUUUAGUGACGUUUUAUUUGUUUUUCCAUUAAAUAAAUUUGAAUUUCUUUCA
Molecule: messenger RNA, 2237 nt
Organism: Acipenser ruthenus (sterlet)
Lineage: Eukaryota; Metazoa; Chordata; Actinopteri; Acipenseriformes; Acipenseridae
Gene: siah1
Product: siah E3 ubiquitin protein ligase 1
Exons: 2
Coding region: 805-1746 (313 amino acids)
Biological process (GO): proteasome-mediated ubiquitin-dependent protein catabolic process; multicellular organism development
Cellular component (GO): cytoplasm
Molecular function (GO): ubiquitin protein ligase activity; zinc ion binding; ubiquitin conjugating enzyme binding
Source: RefSeq, a predicted model, not a curated record